Molecule: messenger RNA, 1346 nt
Organism: Physella acuta
Lineage: Eukaryota; Metazoa; Mollusca; Gastropoda; Physidae
Product: thiosulfate sulfurtransferase-like
Cellular component (GO): mitochondrion
Molecular function (GO): thiosulfate-cyanide sulfurtransferase activity
Source: RefSeq, a predicted model, not a curated record
AAACGUUGACCAUUUUUGACGGGAAAUUUUAUCAGGGAAUAAAUGAAUUAGAACUUCACGACUUAAGCAACUUGAAAAGAAAGAUGACUAUUCAGAGAGUCGCCGCCCUUGUCUCGACCAGCUGGCUAAAACAGAGAUUAGCUCAGGCGGGAGCUGCCUCCAAAGGUCAGUUACGUGUAUUGGACACUAGCUGGCAACCAUAUCCCUAUGCUGAUGGCUACACAGAGUUCUACAAGAAGGGUCACAUAGAAAACUCUUACUUCUUCAAUCUGGACAAGCUCGGCACAAAAAGAUCCGACUCUCCGAUAUAUUUCCCAGUUCCAGACUCCAACUUGCUUCAGGAAUAUGUUGAGAGCUUCGGCAUCAACAACAGCACUCAUGUCGUGGCGUACGAUAGCGUUAAUGCUUACUCCAGUAUGAGAACCUGGUACUUGUUCCGUUUGUUUGGGCACGACAAGGUCUCCAUGUUGAAUGGAGGGAUGACACAGUGGCAGAGAGACGGGAACCACGUGACUCAGGAAGAGCCCAAACCUGCUGAAAAAUCCGAAUUCUCCGUCCAGUUUAGAAGUGACCUUCUCAAAGAUUACCAGUCUAUGAUGAAACUUGUUCAAAGUCAGGAUGUCCAGAUAAUUGAUGCCAGACCAAGUGGCUUCUACGUCACAGAGGAUGACCCAACCGGUGGUCAUAUUCCAGGUGCUAAAAACAUUUCAUUUUCAACGUUGUUUAAUGAAGAUGGAACGUUGAAAUCGGAAACAGACUUGCAGCAGUUGUUUACUACUGCGGGUGUUGAUCUACAGAAACCCGUGGUCUCGACUUGUCACGUUGGCAUUACCGCAUGUGCUCUGGCCAUGGCUGCCCACAUCCUGGGGAAGGUUGAUGUUCCUGUGUACAACGGCUCGUGGUGUGAGUGGAGCGCUGUAGCUCCAGCUGAAUAUCUCGUCAAAACUAAACAAUAGGCUGAAUAUCUCGUCAAAACUAAACAAUAGGCUGAAUAUCUCGUCAAAACUAAACAAUAGGCUCCAGCUGAAUAUCUCGUCAAAACUAAACAAUAGGCUCCAGCUUAAUAUCUCGUCAAAACUAAACAAUAGGCUGAAUAUCUCGUCAAAACUAAACAAUAGGCUGAAUAUCUCGUCAAAACUAAACAAUAGGCUCCAGCUGAAUAUCUCGUCAAAACUAAACAAUAGGCUCCAGCUUAAUAUCUCGUCAAAACUAAACAAUAGGCUCAAACUGAAAAUCUCGUCAAAACUAAACAAUAGGCUCCAGCUGAAUAUCUCGUCAAAACUAAAGAUUAGGCUACCACUGUCUUAAGCAAAUCUUGUUAUUUUAUCAGCUGAAUAACUCGUCAA